CUCCCUCCCUCUCUCCCUCCCUAUCCGCCUCCGCCGCCUCCUUGCAACGACGCGGCGACGACCCGACUCGCCGCCGUCUCCGGGGGUGCGGCCGCGUCCUCCCCUCGCUCCCCGCCGGCCGCGGGGUGGGCGGCUGCUGCGCGCGCGCGGGCUUCCGUCUCGCCGGGCGCCGGGUCCGCAGGCAUUCGCCGCCGCAGUGUGGCCUCCUCUCCGUGUGUGAGGGGCCUGCGAAUUCUAGGGUUUUUUCUUUGGGCUUGAUCGGAGGUGGGGGAGGGGGUGGAGACGCGCGGGGUGGGCGUGCAUUGGAUGGUCUCGAUCCGUGCGGCACCCCGCUGACCCGCUGCUUCAAUGGAGGAGCCUGACGGGGAGGCGCGUGGGCGGGAGGAUCAUGUUGCGGUUGGGCGGUUGGGAGGACAGGAGGGUGCUGUUGGCGGCGGUGGCGGCGGCCUGGCUUUGGCCGCUGCUCCUGGAAUGGGCGAUGGGCUGGCUGACGAGGAGAAGGUCUGUGGUGGCCAGGAGAGACGCCUGCUCACAGAGGAAGAUGAAGUCCAAAAUAAUGGAGGCGACUCCACUGCAGGAUUGGCUGAAUCUGCUGAGAAGGUUUCUAAUCCCUUUGAAGGGAGGGUUCAGAUAGGCGAGGAGUCUAGUUUGCAGGAGGGGUCUACGGACAUGGCGGGAGAGAAGCAUGGUGGUUUUCCUGUGGAAUCUGCUGAACAUAGCAAUUUACAGACGUGUCAUUCGCCUAAUGGCGGGAUGUGGAAUAAGACAUUAUCUGCUCCCUUCUGUGAAGAUAUUUUCUCUAGUGAUAACGGACGUGUGGGUUACUUGCCAGAAAAGGCGACAGAUGGAAGCAUUCGUGCACAUGAUUGUUUGGUGGGCAAUGAAGAUGAUUUGGAUGGCGUGGCAGAGGUAAAGACAAACACAAAAGAAUUACAUAUGGUUUGCUUGAAACCACACAGUGAGGGUUUGUCGGAUUCACAUCAUGACAGUGAGAGAUGGCCACAAGUGGUUGAUGGCGUCGAAUUUAUGAUAAAUGCUAAUAAUGAGCUGAAACAAGAUGAUUCGAUACAAAAGAAUAAAGCUGAAGUCUCUAGGUCAGUGGACGAUGAUUCAAUUCCUUCUUUCUCUGGUAGUAUCGAUGAUUCUUUAGAUGGCAAGGCAGGUUGUGCUGGUGAAACUCUCCGUGAUUUGGGGGCAUGUCAUGUGGCCAAUGGUGACCCAUGGAGCAGUGCUUUAUAUGUCCCUUUUAGCGAAGGAUGUCAAUCCAAGGAUGCUGGACACAUAGCAGUCAUGGUACAGGGUAGACAAUGUGGGCAGGGUGAUUUGGCAUUUGACGGAGCUGUUUUGCAUGGUGGGGUGGAAAUAAAGAAAAGCCUAGAUAAUUUACGGACCUGUUCCAAGGAACCACGCUGUGAUACCAAGGGCUUGCCACAUUUGGCAGGAGUUGGUAUCCAGCAGCCACCGUAUGGCAUGAAUGCCAUGUGUUUGAACACAGCUGCUAAUCAUGAGCUGGAAAAGGAUGGACUGUUGAUAAGUACUAGAGUAGAGGUCUCUAGUCCUAUCCAUGAAGAUUCAGUUCCUUCAAUUUCUGGGAGUUCUAUUGAUGUUCCUUUUGAUGGCAAGGUGGCUCAGGUUGGCGAAAUAUCUGAGCAUAGAACUACCAUGGAGAAAGGGUCCUGUGGUUUAUAUGGAGAUGUGCUUUCCUGUGAGGAGUCUCGUGCAGAUGAGAAUCAGUGUUUCUCAAUGGAGGUUAAGACAUGUGAAGAGGGCUUACAGGCAGGUCGGAUGGAACCAUGCCAUGAAAACGUGACUUUACUGGAUUCACGGAAGCAUGGCACUGACAAAUUACCACGUGGUGGUAAUGACUUGAGAUCGAUGACUGAUGCUAAUCAUGUAAAGGAUGGUUUUCUUCCAAAAGUUGAUGCAGUAGUUUCCUGUCCAGUGGAUGAAGCUUCGUUUCCCUCUAUCUAUAAUAGCCCCAUGGGUGUUCUUUUAGAUAAAGAGGCUGGUUGGGUUGCUGGGAUGUCGGAAAAUAAAACUUGUGUGGAUAAAUUGGCUCAUGAUUUGCUGGGAGAGGCUAUGCUUUCAUGUGACAGCACGUCUCAAGCUGAGGCUUCUGGAGAUGAGAAUCAACACUUCUGGAUGGAUGUUCCAAAGGGUUCAACUGCUUCUGUCGUUAAAGUAGAAAGCACAGAUGAUACAAGAUCUUGUGAUCCCUGUGCUGAAAUAGAGCUUCAACUCCAACAGAGUCAUGGAAAGUAUGUGACCUCUGAAUUCCCCCCAGAGAGAGAUCUGCCUAGUUCCUCCCAUAACCAACCUUGUGAAAAUGAACCUUGUUAUAGUGGCAGGGAAACACCUGCCUUCUGCCUGGGUCAUCAAGAUUCUGCUGGGGUUGAAUUGGAAUCUUUUGAUCGUAUGGUACAAGAACUUGAUACGUGUACUUCCACUGAUGGUAAAGCUUGCUCUGUUAAUUUUGUUGAGAAUGGUAAUGAUUCUCAUAGCCAGAAGGAAGCACCAAUGAUUUUCUUCAGACGGAGGAAUCCGGUAAGAGCUGCCUCAUCUAGAAAUUCUAAUUCUGAGAAGUCUGAUCAGAUAAGCAAAGCAAGUAAUAAUUCACGCAAAUCUAAGAAGGUUGACAGUGUUAGUUCAUUACUUAAGAGCACCACAAUUAAGUUCCCAAACAAAAUCACAAGGGGAAGAAGUGGCAUCAACAGGCCACUGAACUCUUGUGCCUGGGGCAGUAUACAGAAGCUAAUGAGUGGUUUCAAUCAGAACUGUGGUCCUUCGACUUCUCAGUAUCAUCAAAAUUGCCUGGGAAAAGAAGGAUCAAAUAGAGGAUCUAGCGAGAGAAAGCAGCGAAUUAUUCGGAAAACUCGAAGUUCAAGAUGUUCAAAAAAUAAGAACACAUCAUUUUCUGAUAUUGGAUAUGCAGCAAGUGAGUUCAAUAGGCCACCCACCUUCUCAGUGAUGGCUGAUACCAAUGUUUCCUCCAAUGACAUAGGAAAUGAUGCUUCAGAUGGUGCUCACAGAACUGCACAGUGUAUUGAAGGUAAUCAUACUCUAAAAUUAACAUCUACCCUGACUGGCACGCAGUACUUAGAAGGGGGCUUGGAGAAUGGUACUCAAAAGCCAUGCCCUGUGUAUAUCCAUGGAGAGAGUGGUACUUCAACUUCUGAACGCUCUCAAAAUAACACUAAUGUUGGAUUUUCGCCAGACUCUGUUUUGGACAUAGCUUCUGUUACAUGUGAAAGCAACACUUCUGCAAGCCUUGAUGUAGCACAUGAAAACCCAUCUGGUCUUGGUGGAUUGCCUGGAGGUGGUCUUCGUGCACCUGCUUUAUCAAUUUCUGACUGUGUAAAAGAUCAUGCUUCAUCCUUGAUGGACUUUGAGCAGCAGGCCAGAGCUGUAAAGGAGAAUGACAUGAGAAAUGAAGAUGCCACUCCAUCUCAUGCCAUGAUGGACAGUGAUGCUUGUGAAGGAAAACAAACCCUACAAAAGUCCAAUACAACGAGGAAAAGUAGAAAUGCCAGAAAGCAGAAAUGCCAAAAGAAAGAUGGCAAGAAGGGAAGGAGCAUGAACACAAAUAGAAGUUCCACCAAAAUUCCAUCUAGUGAAGAUUCAAAACACGUGGCCUUUUCUAAUGAUUUAUCUUCAGUUGAUCCAUCUGAGUUGCUGCUUCCUGCAAAACCUCCAAAGUUUGGUUCUUGUUCUGAGGUCUUAACCUCUGCCAUGCAUGACGUUGGUAUGCAUGGAAAUGACAGUAUGCAGGGUCCUUUCGUAACUGACAGUAAUGGCGAAGGGAAUGCAUUUGACGAUGUGAAACCACUAAGGCGCAAGAAAAAGGAUGGUCAUGGGGGAAAGAAGGGUAAGGUGCGGGAUCCACAUGGGAAGGGCAGAAGCAAGAAGAAAAAUAUAGCAGGUGAUCUUUGCCCUGCUGCUGAACUUGCAUUCAAGAACUCUUCUGCCAUAGCUACUGAAUUACCUACAAAUGUUGCUUGCAAAACGGACGGUGCAUCUGUACCACCUGCAUGGGUUUGUUGUGAUGAUUGCCAAAAAUGGCGCUGCAUACCAGCUGAACUGGCGGAGAGAAUUGGAAAAGAAAAUCUUAGAUGGACUUGUAAGGAAAACAAAGACAAGACUUUUGCUGAUUGCUCCAUACCACAAGAAAAGACAAAUGCUGAGAUUAAUGCUGAGCUUGAACUUUCAGAUGCUUCUGCUGAUGAAGCUAAUGAUGAUAAAUCUAACUCAAAAGCUUCUGGAGAACCAAACUAUGCAUCUCUCAGGUCAAACUUGUUUCUACAUCGUAACCGCAGGACACAAUCCAUUGAUGAGAGCAUGGUAUGCAAUUGUAAGCCACCUCAAGAUGGCCGGAUGGGUUGUAGAGAUGGUUGCUUGAACAGGAUACUCAACAUUGAAUGCACCAAACGUACAUGUCCAUGUGGGGAGCACUGUUCCAAUCAGCAGUUUCAAAGGCGCAACUAUGCAAAACUUGCACGGUUCCAUACUGGUCAAAAGGGCUAUGGGUUGCAAUUGAACGAAGAUGUAUUUGAAGGACGAUUCCUCAUUGAAUAUGUUGGAGAGGUCCUUGAUAUAACAGCUUAUGAAUCCCGCCAAAGGUAUUAUGCUUCUAAAGGCCAGAAGCAUUUCUAUUUCAUGGCACUUAAUGGUGGUGAGGUGAUAGAUGCUUGUACUAAAGGAAACUUGGGCCGGUUCAUCAAUCAUAGCUGCAGUCCUAACUGUCGUACAGAGAAGUGGAUGGUCAAUGGUGAAGUCUGCAUUGGGAUAUUUGCUAUGAGGAACAUCAAGAAGGGUGAAGAACUGACGUUUGAUUAUAACUAUGUUCGUGUAUCUGGUGCUGCUCCUCAAAAAUGCUUCUGUGGUACUAACAAAUGCCGAGGUUACAUCGGUGGAGACAUAUCAGGUGCUGAUAUGAUGGCUCAAGACGAUGCUGAAGCAGGGAGUUUUGAAUCUAUGGCUGUUGAGGAGGAUGCUGAGGAAGUACUUGGUGCAAAUGGAUUGUCUUCUCAUGACACAAAUCUAGAUAUUAUCGAUCAUGAAGCUUCCACUAAAACAGAAGAUUCAAAUGAUUUCCCAUCUGCAAACCUAGAGUUGGAACCUGAGCAACAAACUUCAGGAACCUUAUUUGAGAUAAGUGAGCUAGAAAAUUCCUUAGUAGCAUUGAGCCCACAGGAUGAUGAAGAUGUUGUCCGCACACCUGUCCACGUGUCCCGGACAUUUGAGAAUAUGUCACAGCAACUUCCAGAAUAUGGCAGUCGGUCAUCAGAAAAUUUGCAAAGGAAUCCAUGCACACAAGAUGUACCAAAAGCUCCCAGCAUACUUAAUGGAAUUCUAACUAGUUCUGAUUUGGGGAGCCACCUGGUACCUGGUUUCCAUUCUAAUAAGAAAAACAGUAUAAAACAUCAUUGUAAUGUGAAACCAUCAUCAGCUCUUGUUGACAGUGAGCACAUUUUGGGCGUCGAAGGGAGGCUGAACAUCUUGCUUGAUGGAAAUGGAGGUAUCAGCAAACGAAAAGAUGCAACAAAUGGAUACCUGAAGCUUCUAGUUGUAACUGCUGCGGAAGGUGACAGCACUGGGGGCACAUCUAAAAGUGUAAGGGAUCUUUCGUUAAUUCUUGAUGCACUUUUAAAAACAACAUCCAGUGCUGUCCUGUUGGAUAUCAUCAACAAGAACGGACUGCAAAUGCUUCAUAAUAUAUUAAAGCAGAAUAGAAGCGGCUUCCAUAGGAUACCUAUAAUAAGAAAGCUUCUGAAGGUUCUGGAUUUUCUAGCUUCGAAGAAAAUUCUGACAUCUGAACAUAUAAAUGGUGGUCCUCGAUGUGCUGGGAUGGAGAGCUUCAGGGAGUCGAUGUUGAGCUUGAUAAGGCAUAAUGAUGCACAGGUUCAUCAGAUUGCUCGGAGCUUUCGUGAUAAAUGGAUCCCUCGAAAUGUUUCAAGAAAUGAACCGACAGAGUAUUCGCGUGCAUCCACGUCUGCAUAUGAUGUCCAUGGCAUUUCUGCAGGUGGAUCUGUUCCAACUUCAACCUGUUCUAUGGAUUGGAAGUCCAUUAGAAGAAAACGCAAGAGCCGCUGGGAUUACCAACCAGAUGACCACUACAAAAUGGUUGGCCAGAAAAUUCAGAAAGUUUAUCAUGUACAAAGUGAGUCUCAGACUGGCUUCAUGGGAAAUAAGUUGCAUGCUAAUUGGGGAACUCACAGCUCCCAUAGUGACGUUCCUGUCGUGGGAAUUUCAGCAAAAGGUGCAGAUGACGAAGCACCUCCUGGGUUUGAGUCUCAACAGGAAUGCCAUUCUGGACAAGCCUGUUUAGAUUUGUCUGUUUCUCCAGGAUUAUACCUGGAGAGGUAUCAACAUAACUUGAAUAUUUCAUACGGGAUUCCAGUUGCUUUUGUGGAGCAUUUCGGAACCCCAGAGGUUGAAGGAGGGCAGGGUCGCAAAAAAUGGAAAGUAGCACCUGGUGUGCCUUUCCAUCCCUUUCCACCAUUGCCGCCCUAUCCAAGAGGGAGUCCUUGUCCUUCCACUCAGAUGUCUCAGCAUGAACAGAACAGUUCUGGAUAUUGUGGCAGGACUACAGAUAGAAGCGGAAGGGUUCAUAGGAAUUGGAGAAAUGGGGCGAGAACAAAAUUUCCAUAUAAUCAGCAAGGACGGAGAUUUCCUAACAAUAAUCAAAGAUUUUGAAAGAUGCCUGCUGCCUCAGACGUCUCAGGAGCAGAAAUAGUGAUGAAUUAUACAUGGUAGUUCCUGUUUAUCAGAGCCCCAGAGGUGUAUCAGAAUUGAAUGCGCCCGUAAUUCUAUUUAAUUUAAUAGGAGCAGAUGUUACUGUCAAUUUAUUAGAGGUAGAAACAUAUGCCGCAAAUAGGUCAUUGCCGUUGCGGUUUUUUUACUGAUUAAUUUGCCCAUUGGCCCCCCUCUUUGCCCAAUGUGUAACCUCGAUAGGAAUAAUUGAUUUGAUUCAAAUCGUUUUACAGGUAAAAUGGCUAAUUGAUU
Messenger RNA from Oryza brachyantha (malo sina), 7002 nucleotides. RefSeq lists its product as uncharacterized. The transcript has 18 exons. Gene Ontology annotation, molecular function: zinc ion binding; histone H3K36 methyltransferase activity; protein binding. The record is from RefSeq and is a predicted model, not a curated record. Gene Ontology annotation, biological process: regulation of DNA-templated transcription. NCBI's taxonomy places the organism in Eukaryota, Viridiplantae, Streptophyta, Magnoliopsida, Poales, Poaceae. Gene Ontology annotation, cellular component: chromatin; nucleus. The coding region runs from base 349 to 6693 and encodes 2114 amino acids.